Microbotryum saponariae is the source of this 7916-nucleotide messenger RNA. Lineage: Eukaryota; Fungi; Basidiomycota; Microbotryomycetes; Microbotryales; Microbotryaceae. The record is from the annotation of a GenBank genome assembly.
AUGAUCGACAAGCUGGUGCAAUACGUCUUGGAGGAGAUCGCCAUGGACGGCGAUGAAGGUCAGUGCAUGGCUCCCUCCUCCCCGACGACGCUGACCGGCCACACUACACCACACCACACCACACCACACCACACCACACCACACCACACCACACCACACCACACCACACCAGCCCAGCUCAGCCCAGCCCAGGUGGGGCGGGGGGGGGGGUCCCAACGGCCGUGGAGUGGACCCCGGCUUGGACGAGGGGCUUCUUGGGUGCGCUGGCUGGCCGGGGCGGGGAGGCGUUUAGACGUCAUGAUCGAUCGGGCUGUCCCCAUAAUGCUGCGAGACUGUCCCCGUGGAUUGAACGAGCAGUCCCGUCGCGGGCGUGGUCCUUGUCCGGCGCCCCUUAGAACUGGACUCUCUCGGUGUGGAUCUCUCGCUCUCACUGGCUUGCCGUCGUCGGUGAAACCCAGCUUCGUCACUCUGCCCGUCGCCCCAUCUUCUCCCGAUUCUAUCAUCUCCGUUGGUACUGUUCGCUGAUCUGUCUCUUGGUUCGACAGGGACCGACAUGACCCGACUCACGUCCUUUAUCCGAGAAGCUUCGGCCACGACCAUCUCAUUCGACCCCUCCUCACAAGCCUCAACCUCGCAGGUCAGGCAGGUCAUCGACGACCCCUUCGUGUCGUAUGUCUGGUCUAUCCUCACCGCACAAGAAGACGUCCACGUCGGCGUGCUCGAAAGGAUGAACGAAGUGGCCGAAGAGCAAGCCGCUUCGACGAGCAGCAGCCCGGAAAAGAAGGGCAAGGCCAAGAUCAAAGGUGGAACGCCGACGCAUACCAUGCGCUACCUCGACGAUACUACCCCUUCGAGGGACGAGCUCAUGGAGCGCCAUGGCUCGGAACUGCGCAUCGUCGUCGGCGCCGAUACGGCGUGGCUCGCCAUCACGGGCUCCUCGACCCGACCGACCGCGUUGACACCACCCGUCUACGCGCUCCUGCAAUACGUUUCUCGGGGGCGCGGUGAUGGCGCAACGGUCGUGACCAUCGGCAAGCACAUCGGCUAUGACCAGAAGAGCACGUUCCACUUUGUUCGCGUCGCGGUCCAACUCGGCGUCGUCAAAAAGUUCCGCACCACCGAUCACGGCAGUUGGACGAACCGCGUCGUGCAUGUGCGCUACCUCGACCGAUCCAAGGAAUGGAAGAUCCACAAUCUCAACGAAUCGGCCGAGGACGAGGAGGAGAUCAAGGCCGGCAAGGGACCUGACGCGGAGCACGACGACGACGACGAGAACGCACUCCUCGAGGCGGCCGGCGCGGCAAGGAGAAUGAGUGCGAUCAGUCACCGCCACAUCAAUACCAACUCGGAGAUGGUACUCAAAAGGAUUGUGCGAGCACUCAAAAAGCGCGAGGGCCACUUCAUGCCCCAUUCGCAGAUUGCACCCACGAUCGUCAGUGGAUCCUAGGCUGUUACCACUGUGAUGUCCUGAAUACUGACGAAGCUUGCCGGAUGCGCCUUCACAUCAUCGACCAGGGUCUGUACCACUAUACCCGCAAAGAUUUACGACGACUGAACAGCCUCAUCACGAUGAUGGCCAAGGACGGCGUCAUCGAGAAGCUCGUGGUCACGGAUUUUUCGGGUCGAUCGGGUGCGCAGACUCCAUGCGUGCGUCUCGUCGACGUCGAUGCCUACACCGACGGCGAAAAGCCUGGACGCAUGUUCGAAUUCGACGAAGAGCAACGACCCGAGGACGAUGACUCGCCCCAUGCCUACACUUUCGUUCCGCUGGACCGACAGAUGCUCGACCUUCUUGCCGAAGCCGGCGCCGAAGGUGCAACCUGCGCCGAGUUAUCGGUGGCGCUGGGCGGCAUCAACAUGAGGACGAUUGAUCAGACGUUGACGAGGCUGAUGAGGGAGUCGUUGGUGCCUGCGCAAACGAAGGACUACUGCGUCAAGAUGAUGACCGAAACCUUUGGAAGGGAGAAGCGUUCGAGGUUCUUUACGGCUGCUGGAUACGUUGCCCGGUGCCGUCAAGACGGAGCCGAGGUGCGGGAGGGGGACAAUGCGCUCGACCCGGACGUGGUCGGAACGUGGCAACCCAUCGAACAAUGCUACGACACCCUCGAGAGCAAGAGAAAGUGGACCAGUGAGCUCGAUCUCCGUUCCGGGACCACAGUCAAACGAGGCAAAGGCGGAUUCCACGCCAUGGAAGCGAGGGAAACGUUGUGGACUCGAACCGGUAUUGCAAAGAGGGUCCAGGCACCCCGACGUGCCCCGAUCAAGUUACCGAAACCGGUCAAGGCUUCCAAGGUGGCCAAAGCGUCUAGAGGUGAAGGUUAGUCGAGUUUAGUCGAGUUUCAUCCACAACUUGAACGAGAGUACACCCCCGUUUCUUACCUUUACUGUGCUCAUACAUUCACCUCAGCUGCCACAGAUGACAAUGCUGAGGGCGGAACGCAGUCAGCGAGUGACAACGGAUCGUCGCCGGCACUCAAAGGUCCUCGUGGCCGCCCUCGCAAACGACCCCUAGAGGAGGGCGUUCUCACGUACUACGAUAGGCGCAAGCUCGAAGACGCUGAGCGACAACGACUCGGGAUGCUGCCUCGCCAGAAAGGCUGGACGCGGGACCAAAUCAAGGCAGAUCGAGUCGAGUUUGCAGCGCGACAGGAGGCCGACAGGAUCCAGAGGGGCCUUCCUACGCCCUCGCCAGAUCCCGUAGUCGAGAAGAGAUUGAAAGGGACCGGAAAGGGCGCGGCAUCCAAAACAUCGGCCAAGGACAUGGCGAACGAAGCGACGCCCGUCUCGGGCGGACCACCGGCUGAGGAUGAUCAGUCCCCCGAUCAUUCCUCGUCCGACGGAGCCGAGGAGGCUGCAACUAUGCUUGGCCUUCGAUCCCCUGCGAAAAAGCCCCGUAGUACCGGUGAGACUCUGGCCUGUACGCACCAAACUUCAGCCGAGCAUGAGCCCACCCUUGAAACAGUGGCCGCGGGCGACACGGUCAGGCGACGCGGCCUGCCUCGUUCUCGUCCAGUGGACGAACCCGCGACGUCUCCCGUGUCGGUCGAGCGUUGCAUUGAUACCGUUGUAUCUUUUGUUGUGUCAAGCCUAGUGGAGGAGCCUGUAGUGUCACCCGUGGUCAAGCGUGGUCGAGGCCGUCCGCGAAAAGAUGCUAACAAGGCCGGUGAAGUGCAAGCUACUGCUCCGCGCAACGAGCCGGACGACCCCCAAUGGCCGCAGCAAUCACAAUCCGCCUCCGCAACUGAUGCCCCACUCCUGGAGCAGCCAACUUCGUAAGUCUUCAUGGCACUGUAAGUACAAAUACGCGCGGCUCGAACUGAUUGGGUCCCAAUUGACACAGAGCCCCGAGAAGGACGACGAGGGCGUCGGCAGCUUCAUCAUCGCUGGCGGAACCUAUUACCCCUUCGCGCCUCGUUGUUCAUAAGCGCACACGCUCCGGGAGAGACGACCUCGACUUGGAAUCGACGCAUGAUGCGACCCCCGUGCUCUCGAAUGCACCCAUCGGCCGUUCUGACGCUCCAGCGGAGGAUGAAGGUGCACAGUCAGCAAACGCGCACGAAGGUCCCGCAAAGAAGCGGCGCGUCGACUUUGCCAUCAAAGAACCGUCUCCGCCCUCGAGCGCAUGCCAGGAGUCGUCGCAGCGAAUCGAGCGCCGCGUUUCUCAGGUGGUCGCGCGAUCAAGUAUCGACGCUGCCCGGCCGUCGGGCACUCCGACUGUCUCACCCGGCCACUCGACUCCGACUGCGACGGCCCGCUCCUCCCAGCAACAAGGACGCUCUUCCCUCCUCGUCACCUCCAAGCGUCGCACCGAGAUCCUGUCGUACAUCGAACACGUCGGAGGCAUUACUGAACCAUUCUUCAGGCUCAAUCAGGCGAUCAAGGACUUUGUCGAGUCUCGAUCAGGCGAUGAUCGCACCGGGAUGAUGGAUCGCAAACAUCUCGCCAGGCUUCUUGGCUCUUUGGUCGACCGGGGCUCGCUUCGGCGCCUUGUUGCGCAGUCGGGGGGUGUGGCGUCUCGGGUUGAGGUUUAUUACCUGCCAUCAAUUGACGUAGAUGGACCGCAAAUGCGCGAGUUUCUGGCAAACCUCUCGACCCGAACCGGCUCGAACCGUGGCAAGUUGGUGAUGCGUUCGGCCACCGAGACUGCUCUUAUCAACAGUCAACUGCCCCACGACGAUGCUUCCUGGCAGGCCGACAAGAGGGAUGUGCCCGCCGCCGGCUCUGAGCGAGAGGUCGUCCGCGACUUCUUCAGACAAGCACCAAGCGUUUUGGGCGCUCGCUUCGGGGUUUACUAUGGCCGUUACGCCCGUGCCCGGCAUUUACACUCGUGGCUGUGGAGAUACCUCAGUGAGCUCUCCGAAGUCGAGCAGACGUCAUCCGGUCUAGUGCUCGCCAUGGAGCCCGAUCCUAUCGUCGCGCACGAGCUGUUCGAGACCGAGAUGCCUCUGGGCGACUAUCUUCGAGUCGUGCAACUCCCCGUGGAAUCGGAAGAGCUUGACGAUUUUGUCCGAGAUGCGCUCAGCUUGACCACGCGAUUGAAGGACUUACCCCCUUCCAUCCUCGCCGUUCUCGAGCCUCGAUCAGCGAAGCGGCGGACCAGUCUGUGGGCGACAUUGCAUGAGCUGAUGGAUCUGGAGCUGAUUGCACCCCUGGCUCCAGCCGAGGAGAUUUCGGACGAGGUCUCGCUUCUCGCCUCGCUCCGAACGCCUGCUCGCAUUAAGUUUGCCACCCACUGGACCAUCCUUCGACUCGUUCCCUUGUACAAGUUUGCAACCUCCACCAAGCCGCUCGUCGACACCUGCACCUUUACGACGGGCGAUGACGCGCGUUCUUACUGGUCCCGGCUGCGGAGACUGGCAUUCCCUUCGUCGAAGCCCUCGCCUGCCGCGAUCGUAGACGCGACCCUGGCGAAAGGGUUUGCGCUGACGAACCCUGCGUCAAAGCGCAUGGCGCAGUACAUCAGCUCCACGACCAAAUGGUACGACCAGUACAUGUUGCUGCCCGACCAGCGACGCUUCCUCGCACGCCUGCAUCGCUACGACCACGAUCUGAUUAACGACAGCGUGCGGAUCGCGCAAGUCGCCGACGAUCUGCUCGCCCCCGUUCCGGUGGUGGAAGCGUUCUGGCGCAAGCUUGACCACCGAGGGCGGGUAGCGGGUGAGCCCCCCAUGGGCAAGCGUCAUCGACGGCAGAGUAGCGCUCGUGGGCGCGGGCGCGGGCGCGGUCGUGGCCGAGGAGUGCAACGCACUCAGCGCAGCAUCAAGAGAAGGCGCGUUAGGGCGGAGGGUGGAUCGCAAAGGUCUCUCAGCGACAAUGAAGACUUGGAUGAAGCGGCGGAAGCGGCGGAAGCGUACGGCGCGCGGCAAGCUCUCUUGAACAAAGCGAACGAUGCAGAGGCCCAGCGUGCGCGCGACUUCGACGCACUGCUUCAACGCUUCAAGUCGACUCACAGCAAUGUCGAGCUCGAUCCGGAAGUUGUCGCCUACGUCAGGAACCGGUUCUGCGCCGCAGGCCGUCAUGCUAUCGACCUUCGACAAGUCGAGCUCGAGCUUCGUGCCUUGUUGCCGCCGAUCGACGUAGACCACCUCGAUCCAUCUCGCUACAAGUCAAUAGUGCCGCAUGCGGUGUUCUCCGCCAGUCGGUCCAGUCAGGAUCCGUAUGCCAUACCUCGAUCCUUCAAGUCAAUGCGUCGCAAACCGAAGGCGAGCGCACAGGCGAUGGACGCCGUCGGCAACGUCAACACAGAAAACGCUGGUGCGCUUGCGCCAUCGCCAAACCCGUCGACGUCGGCGGCGCACAAUCCACAAAAUGAAUUCCUGAAUGCCCCAGCUCGCGAGGUUCCCUCGAUCGCGUCUGGACAUCGACUGCCGCGCAACUUCAUGCGUGAAGAUCAGAUCGACCUGCUUUUCGACUGCGUAGCCAUACUCAAAGCACGUGCCGCGCACCUCCGGCGCAAGGUGAUCUUCACGCCUCUUGCAAAGGUGUUCCUGGCCCCUGCUUACGGCAAGCUCCGCCAAGUUUAUGGGCGUCGCAUCGAGACCUCUCCUGCCGAUGCGGCUUACUUCGACCGGCUGCAGGCAUCCUGGUCGCAGAUUUGGAUGGAGCACGGUGGGAAUCUCCCCGACCCUAAUCCCACUGAUCCGGCCGAUUUUGAUCUCGUCGCAUUCGUCAGGUUCUUGCGGAAACAUGUCGACAAACGGGCUCUGUGUGUUCUUCAUGCCUCGCUCGGCAGGCUGCCGUAAUCGCUUUGCUUGUUGCUGACGAAGACAUCUCCGUACUUUCAUGGCUCGCAGUCGCUUGGGAGCUCCAGUCGUCAAGCCGAUCGCCGUCGUCGAGUUGCCCGAAACCUUGGAAGAGCUCGACGCAUCAUUCGAGAUCGAUAGGAGCAAUAUCUCGACCUCGGCGGCGAUGCGCUGGGUCGAGUUUUGGUCCCGGUCUCAGGCAGCGAAUCUGAUUCGAGAACGAGCAGCGGCCAACGUCUCGUUCGCGAUUACAUGCAAGUCGAAUGAUCCUCCAGGAGCGGCAGGACCGGAUCUUCAUCGCUUCAAUCUGGCCCAAGGUGUCUUGAAGGUAAGAUGGGCUCUGUCCUGUUCGUACUGAUGCGCAGUGCUGAUGCGCAAAAUCGAGAAAUGUCGCUGCCCUACAGAUGGUUCUUGCUACGUCGCGGUCCGUCUACUCCGAGGAAACGGCAAAAGAACUCUUGGCCCCCUUCGAGCUUUUCAUUGAUCAAGCCGUCGCCGAUCUGCUCCACGGCCAAGUCAUCACCCGUCGCAACAAGGACUCCAGUCGUCGGGGGCCAGGACGCAACUUCAUCUUCUCCGAACGCUUUCUCGCCGCCCUCGGUGAUUCGCCUGCCCCUCACCGCCUACGCGACGCACAGAACAUGGAGCACGAACUCGUGCAAGAGGAGGCGAGCAUCCUCCCCCUCGACGUCUCGGACGGAGCGAUGCUUGCGCUGGUCCGGAUUGUGGCCCUCGACCUAGCCACCCUCGAGAUCGACACAUCUCCAACGCAAGAGCUACGUGAUCCCGAUGACUACCAGACACGCACCAAGGAUGACGAAGCGAUCGAGUGUCAGGUCAAUGUGACCGUCAGACCUGGCAUGACCUUUGCGCGGCCCACUGCUGCCAACGACUUGACCCCACUUUCCCGCCCCCACUCUGGCUAUACCGACGACGCGACCAAGCUAGCGAAGGCCCGCGAAUUACUGAACGGGGCCUUGCACGCUGACGAGCAAGCUGCGCUCGAGCUGCAUGGCGAACUCGUCAAUGCUGGUCGUGAUGGUCUUAGCGCGACUGCGGCCAUGGACUUCCUUUCGAUCUUUCCGGACUUGGCGAGCUUUGAACGCGCCGCCAGCUUGCUGGUUUCUACUAUCCCACCCUUGGCUUUUUGGGCCGGUCUCCGGGUACCUACGCUGAUCGCCUCGCAAGAGCUUUCGCGCUGGUGCGUUCGACUUCCCAACCAAGUUACCAACGAGCCCAGCGAUCCCGAGAACACCGAGACGCUGGCGCCUUUCGUCUUCCCGGCAGUUUGGAUCGACAUUCGCGGCGAGACCGUACUGGGUAUGUGGGUACGAAUCGCAUCAUGGGUUCGAGGAUUGAUAUCGCGGCACGCUGGAGCUACUAUCGUCAGUUUGUUCGGUCUUGCGCCGGUGACCGUUCGGGAGCGGCAUUCACUGACAUUGGCCGAAUUUGUCACAACCGUAGAGUUACCUCGCCGCAGAAUGCGAGUCCAUAAAACUGCUCACAUUCCUCGAAUUGAUGACUGCGAUUGAGACGCUCGAGCUAGAAGGGUAUGUACAGCGCAAGCCUUUCGAAACCGGUUUCGACGCUGCUUCGGAGAUGGGACCAGUCGGCGCGGCUUUGCAGCCCGGAUGGACUGAGGCGCGGUGGUACUUGGCGGACAAGUGGUUCUGA